AUGGGUCUCGUUUCAGGUCGUGAUAGCAAAGCGGAGGAAGAAGACGAUGUGACAAUCCAGCAUCAAACGUCUAAUGUCUUCCGCAAUGUUGGACACAAAGAGAAGUGCGUCGUGGCUCUAGGUAGAACACAGUCAACAACCAAGCGUGGAGAUGCGGGCAACACGAAUAAAUCCGAACCAAGGAAGCAGGUCCAGCAAAGAAAGGAUCGGGGAGGAGGGGAGGCGAGGGAGAAGAAAGGAAAGAGAAAAGCAACCACCACCACCCAAAACGGACGAAAAGGGACGAAAAUUAACCGCCCAAAAUCUCAAACAAUCCAGAUGUGGGCGAUCAUGAGCGACCAGGGUGGAAAGUCAAGAGAAUUCAAGGCGGUGGAGCGGAGAGACGAGAUGAGAGAUGAGAUGGGAUGA
Messenger RNA from Aspergillus homomorphus CBS 101889, 408 nucleotides. RefSeq lists its product as uncharacterized. The record is from RefSeq and is a predicted model, not a curated record. Lineage: Eukaryota; Fungi; Ascomycota; Eurotiomycetes; Eurotiales; Aspergillaceae. The coding region runs from base 1 to 408 and encodes 135 amino acids. The transcript has 5 exons.